This is a messenger RNA of Panicum virgatum (switchgrass), 1524 nucleotides long. Its product is annotated as peroxidase 1-like. The transcript has a single exon. The coding region runs from base 108 to 1124 and encodes 338 amino acids. Gene Ontology annotation, cellular component: plant-type cell wall; plasmodesma. Gene Ontology annotation, biological process: hydrogen peroxide catabolic process; response to oxidative stress. The record is from RefSeq and is a predicted model, not a curated record. Gene Ontology annotation, molecular function: heme binding; peroxidase activity. Lineage: Eukaryota; Viridiplantae; Streptophyta; Magnoliopsida; Poales; Poaceae.
CAACCCGCAUACUGUCCUCUCCAUCCCCCACAACCUCUUCUUCUGCCCUGCUACUAGCUGCAUCCAGGCGCCUAUAGCUGCUAGUUAUCAACAAAGAACAAUCAACCAUGGCGUCUAGCAGGCCUCUCAUCAGCAGCAGCACGUCGAUGACCAUGGGCAUUGCUGCGCUCGUCUUCAUCUCGGCGGCCGCUUCCGGCGCCAUGGCUGCUGGGCUGCAGAUGGAUUUCUACAGCAGCAGCUGCCCGCAGGUGGAGCAGAUCGUCAAGGAGGAGAUGGUGGAGAUCCUGACGGCGGCGCCGUCGCUGGCCGGGCCGCUGCUCCGCCUCCACUUCCACGACUGCUUCGUCCGGGGUUGCGACGCCUCCGUGCUGCUGGACUCGACGCCCACCAGCACGGCGGAGAAGGACGCCAAGCCCAACCUCACCCUGCGCGGCUUCGGCUCCGUGCAGCGGGUCAAGGACCGCCUCGAGCAGGCCUGCCCGGGCACCGUCUCCUGCGCCGACAUCCUCGCGCUCAUGGCGCGCGACGCCGUCGUGCUCGCCAGCGGGCCCUCCUGGCCCGUCGCCCUCGGCCGCCGCGACGGCCGCGUCUCCGUCGCCAACGAGACCAAGCAGCUGCCGGCGCCCACCGCCAACUUCACCACCCUCGUCCGGAUGUUCGCCGCCAAGGGCCUCGACGUCAAGGACCUCGUCGUGCUCUCCGGCGGCCACACCCUCGGCACCGCGCACUGCAACCUCUUCAGCGACCGCCUCUACAACUUCACCGGCGCCAACAACCUCGCCGACGUCGACCCGGCGCUGGACGCCGCCUACCUGGCCCGCCUGAGGUCCCGGUGCCGGAGCCUCGCCGACAACACCACGCUCAACGAGAUGGACCCCGGCAGCUUCCUCAGCUUCGACGCCAGCUACUACCGCCUGGUGGCCAAGCGCCGGGGGCUGUUCCACUCGGACGCCGCGCUGCUCACCCACCCGGCCACCAGGGCCUACGUCCAGCGCCAGGCCACCGGCCUCUUCGCCGGCGAGUUCUUCCGUGACUUCGCCGACUCCAUGGUCAAGAUGUCCACCAUCGGCGUGCUCACCGGAGCGCAGGGCGAGAUCAGGAACAAAUGCUACCUCGUCAACUAGCUAAUUAAGAUAACCACCAUGCAUCAUCAUCGAGCUCUUUUGCUGCUGCUGCUGCUGCUUCCGUUGUUUUCUUCAUUUGCAUUGCAUUGCAUUGGUCUAUUCGAUUAUUCGUUGCUUGCAUUGGUUAAUACAUAUACAUACAUACAUACAUGAUCAGUACUAUCAAUACGUUCUAAAAAGUUAUUUUGCUUUGACUCUGGCUGUCAGUAACUGCUGCUGUUGCCAAUAUAUAUGUUGUAACUAAUGUAUAUGUAGACUGAGUGCCUUUAUUUAAUUUCUGCAGUUUCUUUUGGAUCUUUUUUCUUUCUUUGCUUUGUGGUUCAAAUGCUUGAUGACACAGUGAUGUAAUGUAAUAAUGAAAAUCAAGGUAAUAAACUAGUAUAUUAUCAUAUAUUCACAA